Molecule: messenger RNA, 838 nt
Organism: Ceratitis capitata (Mediterranean fruit fly)
Lineage: Eukaryota; Metazoa; Arthropoda; Insecta; Diptera; Tephritidae
Gene: AIMP3
Product: eukaryotic translation elongation factor 1 epsilon-1
Exons: 3
Coding region: 130-666 (178 amino acids)
Biological process (GO): positive regulation of DNA damage response, signal transduction by p53 class mediator
Cellular component (GO): cytoplasm; nucleus; aminoacyl-tRNA synthetase multienzyme complex
Source: RefSeq, a predicted model, not a curated record
CAGCUGUUUGAUAAACAUUAAAAUUUAAUUAAAAACUGGUAUUUCACGUGGAGUCUGACGAUUUUCUGAUAUUUUGACAAAUAAUAACAAAACAGCUUAAAUCAUUUUGCGAAAACCAAUUGCUGAAUUAUGUGUGAAGUAGAUACAAUAACAAAAAUCGCGAACUCUCUUGGAGUUCCACCUGGUGAAGUGAAAUUGAAUUCUGAAAAGAUAAUCACACGUACGAACAACAGCAAAACUGUUUCAGGCUUUGCCACCAUUCUUAACACUCUAGCACAGGAAUCAGAAUCGGAAAUAGCACGCAACAGCACAGCUAGUCGAGAAAUAAGUGCUGAUGUAUAUCAAUGGAUAGAAUUUGCCGUAUUGUAUGCGGCCCCAGGUUCUAAAGACAAGCAUGUUUCUCAACAACUACUGCGGGAUUUUAAUAAACUUUUCUCGACUAAAUCGUAUUUAGUAGGUUACUUUAUUACAUUAGCCGAUUUGGCCAUCUUCUACUCCAUAUACAAUUUAGUGAAAUCACUUUCGCCCGUAGAUAAGGAAAACUAUUUAAACCUUUCUCGCUGGUUUGAUCACCUACAACAAAGACCAGAAAUUCGCCAGGGUGGCAAUGUUCUAAAUUUCACUACCAUCUACUUGCACGGUUGGGCGACUGGAACACAUAUCUGAAUUUCGCCGUACUAAAUUUGUUUAAAAAAAAAACUAAAUGAAAACACGAAUGUUACCAAGUAGGAAAAUGUGUACGUAUUUAUUUGAAAUCACUUAUUGUAUUACAUACUAAAAUAUGCUCAAACCUGUCCGUUCAUUUUUUUUUUAAGUAAAAAGCAAUUUGAAAAUUAAA